Messenger RNA from Momordica charantia (bitter melon), 1198 nucleotides. The record is from RefSeq and is a predicted model, not a curated record. NCBI's taxonomy places the organism in Eukaryota, Viridiplantae, Streptophyta, Magnoliopsida, Cucurbitales, Cucurbitaceae.
AUUAAGAGGGAGAUAAAAAUACUGCAGAAUCUUUGUGGAGGGAUAAAUAUUGUGAAGUUGCUUGAUAUUGUUCGAGACCAGCAAUCGAAGACCCCUAGUCUUAUAUUUGAGCAUGUGAACAAUAUUGAUUUUAAAGUUCUUUACCCAACACUUUCAGACUUUGAUAUUCGCUAUUACAUAUAUGAACUUCUAAAGGCAUUGGAUUAUUGCCACUCACAAGGAAUUAUGCAUCGAGAUGUCAAACCUCAUAAUGUGAUGAUUGAUCACGAGCAACGUAAACUUCGUCUUAUAGAUUGGGGCCUUGCUGAGUUUUAUCAUCCUGGGAAAGAGUAUAAUGUUCGUGUUGCUUCGAGAUAUUUUAAAGGUCCAGAACUUCUUGUUGAUUUGCAAGAUUAUGAUUACUCUUUGGACUUGUGGAGUCUUGGUUGCAUGUUUGCAGGAAUGAUUUUCCGAAAGGAGCCAUUCUUCUAUGGACAUGAUAAUUAUGAUCAGCUGGUUAAAAUAGCUAAGGUGUUGGGGACAGAUGAAUUGAACACAUACCUGACUAGGUAUCGAAUAGAAUUGGACCCGCAUCUCUCGGCUCUUGUUGGGAGGCAUAGCCGGAAACCUUGGGCCAAGUUCAUUAAUGUUGAGAAUCAGCAUCUGGCAGUCCCCGAGGCUGUUGACUUCGUUGAUAAAUUGUUACGCUAUGAUCAUCAAGAAAGGCUAACUGCCAAAGAGGCAAUGGCACAUCCAUACUUUUUUCCCAUUAGGAAUGCAGAAAGCAGCAGAACUCGCACCCAGUAAAAAUAUCGAAUUUCCAGGUGGGAGCUGACAACUACUGUGUACCUCUUCUCUCUAAUCUUCUGGUCUCUGUAUUUUUGGCCAUCCUCUGUUAUGUUUAAGAACUUUCAUUUGGUCCACUCGAGGAAUUGCGCCACCCCCUUGUGUGCUGUAAACCCAAGUUAUUUCCCUUUAUUCCCCCCCAAAUAUUUGGCUAAUUGUGAAGUAAUUUUUUCUGUCAGGUUCAUUUUUAAAGCAUUAUUUUCUUAAGCAUUUGAAUGGCUGAUCAUUUUCUGUCAUUAACACCUUCAUUAUCAAAGAUUAUUCCUCUCUCAAGUACUCUUCUAUGGACACGGGUGUUCUGAAUGGGUUGAAUGAAAUUUUGGACCAACUGGGUUGUUGGAUUGUAAGAUUGUGAUCCAAUCACAUGAUUGAA